Molecule: messenger RNA, 747 nt
Organism: Maudiozyma saulgeensis
Lineage: Eukaryota; Fungi; Ascomycota; Saccharomycetes; Saccharomycetales; Saccharomycetaceae
Source: the annotation of a GenBank genome assembly
AUGUUGUUGACUCCACUCUGGCAAUAUUUUGCAUUGUUCAUUUAUAUAUUACUAUUAAAAUUCAAUGGCGUGUUUUCUACCAAUCCUACUAAACAUAUUAUAUAUAGUGAUAAUAUUAAAGAUGAGAUUAACUUAUAUAUGGGUGAAUUAUUAUAUGAAAAUGACAAUACUAAUUAUUCCUUAACGUUAACGGUGAAUUCCGAUGAAAAUAAUAUAAUAAGAAAGAUAGAAUUAGGAGAAUUCUAUAGUAAAAAUAUCGUAAACGGUAUAAUUAACAUAAAAAUUCCAGAUGGUAUAUGUCAGGAUGGUAACACAGUAUGCUCUUUUAAAAUAUCAUUUCAAGACACUACCGCUAAGAAAUUCAGGAUUAUUUAUUCUCAGUUCUUUCAAUUAACGAAGACAACCCAAUAUAAGUAUCCAGAAAAAACCAUAUACAUGAACUUAUCUAAUGAUCAAGAAUUGGAUGAAAACUCCAACAAUUUAAUGUUUUUCACAAGGGAUUCGGACCAACCAACCGCUACUCAUCAAAGUGUAACGGCCAAUCCAACUAGAUCCUUUAAGAAUUAUUUUACAAGCCAACCAAUGUACGAAAGAGUUCCGAUACAUACGAAGGACUUAGAGGACUUACCUAACACCAAUAACAUUCAAGAUAAAUCGAUAAACGCCCUUCUAAAGUUGGAUGACGCUUACGAUUCAAACGCAAAAUUUCCGCUAACCGCUAGAAAACUGCAUUUUACUAAUAAUUAA